This is a messenger RNA of Syzygium oleosum, 3678 nucleotides long. RefSeq names its product FT-interacting protein 7-like. Lineage: Eukaryota; Viridiplantae; Streptophyta; Magnoliopsida; Myrtales; Myrtaceae. The transcript has a single exon. The record is from RefSeq and is a predicted model, not a curated record. Bases 260 to 3340 code for a protein of 1026 amino acids.
GACUUCCAGGGGCCACCACUCACCACCAAACGAUCUCUCUCUCUCUCUAACAUGAUGUUUGUUUCUGUCUUCGUACUCCAAAUGAGCAUCCCAUCUCCUUUACCACCAGCUACUCAUCUCUCGAUACAAAUUUUAACUUCUCUCUUUUGGCUCUGUCCUUUCCAAGAACAGUUGCUCCACCCACCAUUCUAGAUCGAAACCGCAAGCUCCAUCAUCAUAGCACUUGGGCGAUUCUUGAGGAGAAACCACAGUACCCACGAUGCCAAACCUGGUCGUGGAAGUUCUCGAUGCGAGCGAUCUGAAGCCCAAAGACGGGCAAGGGUCGGCGAGCCCGUACGUGGAGGUGGAGUUGGACGAGCAGCGGCAGAGGACGCAGACCAAGCACGGGGACCUCAACCCCCAGUGGAACGAGAAGCUCGCCUUCAACGUCGGCGACCCAAGGAGCCUCCACAACAAGACGAUCGACGUCCUGGUGUACAAUGACACCAAAGGAGGCCAUCGCAGGCAGUUCCUCGGCCGGGUAAGGAUCUCUGGUGCUUCGGUCCCUUUGUCUGAAUCGGAAGCCUCGGUCCAAAGAUACCCACUCGAUAAGCGUGGCCUGUUUUCCCAUAUCAGUGGUGAUAUUUCGCUUAAGAUUUAUGCCACUCAUGAUGGUUUUGAUGCGUACGUGUCGCCCCCAAAUGUUGGUCCUAAUGAUAAUGUUGAAGCUGCAGAGCCACCUCUGCAAGAGCCCGAUUUUAGAGAUACCAAGCUUGGUAACGACCACGUUGGUGUUGAUCAUCAUCAUCAUCAUGAUGAUGUCAAUUUCGAUGAGAAGAAGAAGAAGAAAAAGAAUAAGGACCCGGAAGUGAGGACCUUCCACUCCCUCGGAGCUUCUGCUCCAGCCGGCGCUCCUCCGGCGUCGAGUUUUUUCUCGGGUCCGGGGGUUGAAGCCCAUUUCAUGAAGGAGAAGGCGGCAAGCACCGAGACCAGGGCCGGUUUUGCCCGCGCAGGCCCAGCUUCCGUAAUGCAAAUGCGUAUGCCAGGCCAGAACCCGGAAUUUGCCUUGCAGGAGACUCGACCGCCCGUCGCAGCACACAUGCGCUACCGGGGAGGGGAUAAGACCACGACCACUUAUGAUCUCGUCGAGCAGAUGCGUUAUCUGUAUGUGAAUGUGGUCAAGGCCAAAGAUCUUCCUACAAUGGAUGUUACGGGGAGCCUCGAUCCCUAUGUGGAAGUGAAGGUUGGGAACUACAAAGGAGUCACAAAAUACUUGGAGAAGAACCAGAACCCCGUGUGGCGUCAAAUAUUCGCGUUCUCGAAGGAGCGGUUGCAGUCGAAUUUCCUCGAGGUGAAGGUGAUGGAUAAGGAUACAGUUUCGAAGGACGAUUUCGUGGGGAGGGUCGUUGUGGACAUAUUGGAGGUGCCCGCUCGAGUUCCUCCGGAUAGCCCUCUGGCUCCUCAGUGGUAUAAACUGGAGAACAAGAAAGGAGAGAAAGUCAGAGGAGAGAUCAUGCUUGCCGUGUGGAUUGGAACGCAGGCCGACGAGUCAUUCCCUGAGGCUUGGCAUUCCGAUGCGCACAACAUUAGCCACACUAACAUGCACAAUACUCGAUCCAAGGUCUAUUUCUCGCCGAAGCUCUAUUACCUUCGAGUUCUCAUCAUCGAAGCUCAGGAUCUUGUUCCCACCGAGGGGGGUCGACCGGUCGACACUUACGUGAAGGUUCAGCUAGGGAACCAGGGAAGGGUAACUAGACCUUCCCAAAUGAAGACUGUGAAUCCCAUGUGGCAAGAGGAGCUAAUGUUUGUGGCGUCUGAGCCGUUUGAGGAUUUUAUAAUCGUCUCUGUCGAUGAACGGCUAGGGCCCGGAAAGGAUGAGCCCUUAGGGAGGUUGAUAAUCCCAGUUAGGGAUAUUCGGCAAAGAGCCGAUACCGCCAAGAUGCCUGAGCCGCAGUGGUUCAACCUCCACAAGCCAUCUAUCAUCGAAGAGGGAGAGAAGAAGAAGGAAUUCAAAUUCUCUAGCAAGAUUUGCAUUCGGUUUUGCCUGGAAGGGGGGUAUCAUGUUCUUGACGAGUCCACACAUUUCAGCAGCGAUCUUCAACCGUCGUCGAAGAUCCUAAGGAAGCAGAGCAUUGGAAUUCUCGAGCUCGGGAUCCUGAGCGCUCGAAACUUACUUCCCAUGAAGGGGCACGAAGGCCGAACUACCGACGCCUAUUGUGUAGCCAAGUACGGGAACAAAUGGGUCAGGACCAGGACUCUCCUAGACACCCUGGCUCCUCGGUGGAACGAGCAGUACACUUGGGAAGUUUUCGACUUGUGUACCGUGAUAACGAUCGGAGUUUUCGACAACUGCCACGUCAAUGGAAAAGAUGAGGCUAGAGAUAAGAGAAUUGGGAAAGUGAGAGUUCGCCUUUCCACUUUAGAAGCCGAUCGAGUGUACACUCACUACUACCCCCUCCUCGUCCUCCAAUCCUCCGGCUUGAGGAAGUACGGGGAGCUCCAUUUGGCUCUACGGUUUACUUGCACCGCAUGGGUUAACAUGGUGGCUCAAUAUGGCAGGCCGUUGCUCCCGAAAAUGCACUACAUCCAACCCAUACCGGUUCGGUACAUUGAUUGGCUCCGGCACCAAGCCAUGCAGAUCGUGGCAGCGCGGCUAGCCCGGGCCGAGCCACCCCUCAGGCGCGAAGUUGUGGAAUACAUGUUAGAUGUGGAUGCCCACAUGUUCAGCUUGAGGAGGAGCAAAGCCAAUUUCAACCGGAUCAUGUCCCUUCUUUCGGGUAUCACCGCCAUUUGCAGAUGGUUCGACAGCAUUUGCCACUGGAGGAACCCCGUGACCACCUGUCUCGUUCACAUACUGUUUUUUAUACUCGUUUGCUACCCGGAGUUGAUCUUGCCAACGAUCUUCCUGUACCUUUUCGUGAUCGGUAUUUGCAAUUACCGAUUCAAGACGAGGCUCCCACCUCAUAUGGACGCCCGGCUGUCGCAAGCGGAGAAUGCCCAUCCAGACGAGCUCGAUGAGGAAUUCGACUCAUUUCCCACGUCCAGGCCUCCGGAUAUGGUGAGGAUGAGGUAUGAUCGGCUGCGGAGUAUUGCAGGCAGGGUCCAGACUGUGAUUGGGGAUUUAGCCACACAAGGCGAGCGAGCUCAAUCGAUAUUGAACUGGCGGGACCCGAGGGCAACCGCGAUCUUCAUCAUCUUCGCAUUGAUAUGGGCAGUCAUCAUUUACGUCACUCCGCUCCAGGUUAUUGCCGUUUUGGUCGGGCUCUACCUGCUGAGGCAUCCACGGUUCCGGAGCAGGCUGCCUCCCGUACCGGUCAAUUUCUUCAAGAGAUUGCCGGCCAAGUCAGACAUGCUACUAUAAGGUAGAGUUCAUAUAUAUAUAUAUACAAAUUAUAACUACAUAUGAGUCUUGUCCUAUUGAUUCAAUAUAUAUAUAUAAGACAAUGGUUGACCAAUAAACCUGUAGAUGUGGUAUGUUAGAGCAAUAAUAUGCCAGCCACUUGCUGCCUCAAGUCUAUCAUCACUCAUAUGAAAUCUGGCUUUCCACUAGGACCUGCAUUCUCUCUGUUUCUUUGGAUAAAGGAAAGGGCAGCUCUUGUUCAAUUUCGAUGCUUUAUCGCCUUUGUGGCUCACUAGUAGUGAUUGCUGCAGAAGAACUUUAGUCUGUAGCAUCUAUCAUAUCGUUUUCUUUGUUUGGAA